UUCUAUACCACAAGCGGUAACCCCGAGCUACACUCGGGCUUACCAUGCGGCGCUGCUCUGGGGGUCCCUGCCGCACUUACCUUGUCCUUCGUUCCCACGAUGUGUCCCCUGCAGCGUCCCCGGCCAUCUCCUCCGGCCGAUGCCGGCAUCCGGCUUCUGUGUUCCGGUCCCCGUGACUACGGGACGUACGGGCGCCGGCGGCGGGCAGGAAAUUUAAAAAUUUUUAAAAAUGUCUUUUUUUUUUUUCAAUUUUAAAUAUGCUUUGUCCUGUGCCCUGCCUGCAUUUUGUCUUUUCUUUCUG
Staurois parvus is the source of this 301-nucleotide messenger RNA. Lineage: Eukaryota; Metazoa; Chordata; Amphibia; Anura; Ranidae. The record is from the annotation of a GenBank genome assembly.